CACUCACGCAGCGAUUUCAGACACUUAGACCAGUGUUUCGUCACACAGGCUUUAUCAGCGCUUUUAUUGCCACAGGUUAUCCCAUUGUGUCUCUCUUUGUCUGGGCUGAAUCUCCACCGUCCGCUCUGGGACUUGGCUUGGCUCUACCGUCUCUGUCUCUCAACCCCUCCCCCCUACAGCACCCAGAGGGUGGGACAGACUUCUUGCUGACCCACAAUGUUUCUGGUUCUUGUUGUGACGCCGGAACUAAGGGAGUUCUUGGCCAGAGCAAGGGGUGGAGCUGUCCGCCUCAUCCAGGUGCGGAUCCAGGACGAACAGCUGGUGCUUGGGGCAUUCAGAGAGCCGACACAGAGCUGGGACCAGGACUAUGACCACUUCCUACUUCCUCUGCUGGACGACCAGGAGCCUUGCUACAUUUUGUACCGCCUCGACUCCCAGAAUGCCCAGGGAUACGAGUGGAUCUUCAUCUCCUGGUCUCCUGACCAAUCUCCAGUGAGACAGAAGAUGCUGUACGCUGCCACCCGUGCCACAGUGAAGAAAGAGUUUGGUGGUGGUCAUGUGAAGGAUGAGAUGUUUGGCACAGUGGAGGAGGACAUCUGUCUCGAGGGCUACCAGCGUCACGUGUCCUCCAGCUCCGGCCCUGCCCCACUCACAGCUGCUGAACAGGAGCUGCGGAGAAUCAAAAUCAACGAGGGAAGGGUUAAGCAGGUGAAAACAGAGACCAGUGUGGAGAGUAAGCACCAAACACUGCAGGGCCUUGCUUUCCCACUGCAGGAGGAAGCCAAACAGGCUCUACAACAACUCGCACAGAAAGGCAUCAACUACAUACAGCUGAAGUUGGACACAGAGAAAGAGACUAUAGAGCUGGUCCAUUCCGACCCGACAGAGACCCGUGAGCUGCCUUGCAGGGUUCCCACGGAUACGCCCAGAUAUCACUUCUUCCUCUAUAAACACUCUCAUGAAGGGGACUACCUGGAAUCUGUUGUGUUCAUCUACUCCAUGCCAGGGUACAGCUGUAGCAUUAAGGAGCGGAUGCUGUACUCCAGUUGUAAGAGUCGACUGCUGGAUGAGGUGGAGAAGGAUUACCAUCUGGAGGUGGCCAAGAAGAUGGAGAUUGACAGUGGGGGUGAGUUGACAGAGGAGUUCCUGUAUGAUGAGGUCCAUCCUAAGCAGCAGGCCUUCAAGCAGGCCUUCGCCAAGCCUCGUGGCCCAGCAGGGAAGAGAGGCAACAAACGUCUCAUCAAGGGCCCAGCGACUAGGGAGAGCAGGCCGGAAAGCUAGAGAGAGGGACAGAGCUUGGUCGUCUCGGCAGCCCUUCCCUGAAUCCUCCUCCUGUUGCC
Molecule: messenger RNA, 1340 nt
Organism: Salvelinus namaycush (lake trout)
Lineage: Eukaryota; Metazoa; Chordata; Actinopteri; Salmoniformes; Salmonidae
Product: twinfilin-2-like
Exons: 9
Coding region: 217-1281 (354 amino acids)
Biological process (GO): barbed-end actin filament capping; positive regulation of neuron projection development; actin filament depolymerization
Cellular component (GO): myofibril; actin filament; cytoplasm
Molecular function (GO): actin filament binding; actin monomer binding
Source: RefSeq, a predicted model, not a curated record